AUGGGGAAAGAUGUGCAUAUUGGCAGCAUCUUUGAAAAAGCAGAUAAUUCAAUCCGUCAUAACCUGUCACUGCACAGCAAGUUCAUCAGAGUGCAGAAUGAGGGAACAGGGAAGAGUUCCUGGUGGAUGCUCAAUCCUGAAGGAGGAAAGAGUGGCAAAUCUCCUAGGCGACGAGCAGCAUCCAUGGAUAACAACAGCAAAUUUGCCAAAAGCAGAGGUAGAGCUGCCAAGAAAAAAGCAUCCCUUCAGUCUGGGCAAGAGGGAAAUGGUGACAGCCCUGGGUCGCAGUUCUCCAAGUGGCCUGCGAGCCCCAGCUCUCACAGUAAUGAUGACUUUGAUAACUGGAGUACAUUCCGGCCUAGAACUAGCUCGAAUGCUAGUACCAUUAGUGGAAGACUUUCUCCAAUUUUGCCAGAGCAAGAUGAUCUUGGAGAGGGGGAUGUGCACUCCAUGGUAUACCCAUCAUCAGCCACCAAAAUGACUUCUACUCUACCCAGCCUUUCAGAGAUGAGUAAUUCCGAGAACAUGGAAAAUCUGUUGGAUAACCUUAAUCUUUUGUCACCUAAUACAUCAAUGACUGUGUCAACCCAGUCUUCAUCUGCUACCCUGAUGCAGCAAACACCAGGUUACUCGUUUGCAUCCUCGACCACAAGUAUAGGUUCACCAAAUCCAGACUACAGGAAAUUUACGUAUGCUCAAGCUAGCAUGAACUCUUUGCCCCAGAUCCCUAUGCAGGCUCUUCAAGACAGUAAAUCAAGCUAUGGAUCGAUGAGCCAAUAUAACUGUCCUGCAGGACUUUUGAAGGAGUUGCUGACUUCUGAUUCUCCACCGCACAAUGAUAUCUUGGCACCAGUAGACACUGGUGUUUCCCAGGCUGGUGGCAGGGCGCUGGGCCAGGGUGUGCUGAUGGCCCCUAACUCGGUGAUGCCAACGUAUGGCAGUCAACAGCCCCACAACAAAAUGAUGAACCCUAACGCCCGCCCUCACCAAGGACAUAACCAGCCAGCACCUGCAGUUAAUGGUCGUGCCUUGCCACACACAGUGAACACCAUGUCACAUACUUCAGGUCUAAACCGCUUGUCGACAGUGAAGACUUCGUUACAAGUGCCUAUGAGUCACCCAAUGCAGAUGAAUGCUAUGAACCCCUACGCCCCUGUUAACAGUUGCAAUGGCUACGGAAGGGUGGGAAUUGUUUCCCUCCACCAGGAGAAGCUUCCCAGUGACUUAGAUGACAUGCUAAUCGAACGGUUGGACUGUGACAUGGAGUCGAUUAUCCGUAAUGACCUUAUGGAUGGAGAAACGUUAGAUUUUAACUUUGACAGUGUAUUGCCUAACCAAAGUUUUCAGCACAGCGUAAAGACAACCACACACAGUUGGGUGUCAGGCUAGGAUGUAGUAGGAGGUUACGGUUAAAUUCUCCAGACUUGUCUGACAGCAGGAACUGAGAAAAGCAGUAAAAAGAUGUCCUUCACCUUCCUUUUUAAUUUUCUUGACAAAGCUGUGCACAUGCACUAGCUUUCUUUGCGGUCUUUUUUUUUUUUCUCCUUCUUUUUUCUUCCUUUCGUCAGAGUUGGCAGCAGACAGAGUAUUUUCCUGUACAGGAUGUUUGCCCAAGGUUUGCAGGUUAUGUGCUGCUGUAGAUAAGAACUGUGCCAUUGGAAGUUCCAUUACUCUGAAGUGCCAAAUUCACUACACCAUAUAAUCACAGCAAAGACUCUUACUCACAUCAUCGUGUGCUUUCGGUUUUGUACAGUAUGGUCUGUAGAAGAAGAAUUGUUUUUUAAGACUAUCUGUUUUGGUCCAAGAAAAGUUUAUAAACUUUUGUAAGAAUACUGUGAUGAUCUCAUGCCCUAAGUAAGUUUAACCUUUGUUGAUGUUACCUGUGUUUUAUGAAUUGAGAGAACUGUGGACUUGCCUUGCAGCAGUACGAACUGCAUUAUUUUACUCAAAAUUGCCACACAUUUCAUAUGGGAACAGAAUAGCCUGAUAAAUAUGGUCUUACUAAACUCAAUGACUAUUCAGAGCAAACAGUAGGUUAAAUGCCAUUUGAUAAGUUACCUGUAUUAAUGUAAAUUUAUGCAAGAAUAUAUCUGGAUGUCAUUUCCAACUAAUGACUUUAUUGUUGGACUUAAGAUAAUUUUUUGGAAUACUUUCCAAGCUAUUUUUCGUAUAAUUAAAGUCUACUUUUGUUACAUAGGCAACUUAAAAAGAAAAAAAAUCUGAGACCUGACAGCAUUCAUAACCUCUUCAUUUUGUACAGUAUUUUAACUGGAUUAAGUACAUGUUUUUAUAAAUUUCCCUAGCACUUGGGAGUGCUAAUAAAGGAAAAGCUUAAUAAGUAUCUUGAAUACAAAAAAUUUCUGUCCCUUUUUUUGUUGUGUGAUGUAUAAAUAUAGACAACUUCAUGUUUAGGAAAUAUUUAAUCAGUUUUAUAGAAACAUUUUUAGAAAUGUCAUCUGCUUCUACUAUCAUUUUAACUCUGACUACCACAAAGUGUUAAGUAUUCAUUGUUAGAUGCUUGUACAAUGCUUCACAUUUAUAUUUAUUUCACAGAGGUCUCAUAAUGUUUGUGCACUCAAGAGCAGGACCAUUUGGAGAAAAUCCAUCAUUUUAG
Chaetura pelagica (chimney swift) is the source of this 2614-nucleotide messenger RNA. It is a transcript of the gene FOXO1, whose product is annotated as forkhead box O1. The record is from RefSeq and is a predicted model, not a curated record. Gene Ontology annotation, molecular function: DNA-binding transcription factor activity, RNA polymerase II-specific; RNA polymerase II cis-regulatory region sequence-specific DNA binding. Gene Ontology annotation, cellular component: nucleus. The coding region runs from base 1 to 1389 and encodes 462 amino acids. Gene Ontology annotation, biological process: insulin receptor signaling pathway; regulation of transcription by RNA polymerase II. The transcript is spliced from 4 exons. NCBI's taxonomy places the organism in Eukaryota, Metazoa, Chordata, Aves, Apodiformes, Apodidae.